CGUAUGCACGCGGUCCUCGACUGUCACAGUUGUUUACACUAUCGUUCAUCGACACUUAUCGAUCCGCGAAAUUGUACUCGACACAAGAAUACAACUUGUGUAUUGCUACACACUUUAGAAAAAUUAAAAAAAUGACCGAGAAACAGGAUUCUCUGUUGUACAACGCUGUCCUUUCAGAGAUACCUGACACCGCGUGUUACAUACCGAAUUUUAUCACUGAGGAGGAAGAGAACCAAAUUAUAAAGUGCGUAAAUAGCGUACCGCAACCAAAAUGGACGCAAUUAAGUCACCGUAGAUUGCAAAAUUGGGGUGGCAUACCACAUCCUAAAGGAAUGAUAGCGGAAAAGAUUCCUGAUUGGCUUCAGAGAUAUAUUGAUAAAGUGGCAGCUUUAAAUGCUUUCGAAAAAGGAGUGCUGCCAAAUCAUGUUUUAAUUAAUGAAUAUUUAUCUGGGCAAGGCAUAAUGGCACAUUCAGAUGGCCCACUUUUUUAUCCUGUUGUAACAACUAUCAGCUGUGGUUCCCAUACACUACUUGACUUUUACAAACGACUCGAAACGACAGAGCAACAGCAAUCAAAGUUUGAAUUCAGUUUGCUGCUAGAACGCAGAAGUCUAUUAGUUCUACAGAAGGAUUUGUACCAUAAUUAUUUGCAUUCCAUAGCGGAAAGAGAUGCAGAUAGCAUAUUGGGAUCUUCAAUAAAAAAUCUACACAUGUGUGCAGAAAAUUUUACAGAUAAACAAAUAAUAAAACGUGGCACUAGAGUGUCCUUAACUAUUAGACAUGUACCAAAAACCAGCAAACUGAAAUUAAAAAUUUGUUGAUAUACAUCCAUGUUAUUAAAAUUUGGAAGAUGUAUAUUCAAUGUAUAUACUAUAAUAAACAUCGACGCUGAAUGUCGUAUGUCUAUUUUAAUCUAUUAA
This is a messenger RNA of Solenopsis invicta (red fire ant), 920 nucleotides long. Its product is annotated as alpha-ketoglutarate-dependent dioxygenase alkB homolog 6. NCBI's taxonomy places the organism in Eukaryota, Metazoa, Arthropoda, Insecta, Hymenoptera, Formicidae. The coding region runs from base 132 to 821 and encodes 229 amino acids. The transcript is spliced from 5 exons. The record is from RefSeq and is a predicted model, not a curated record.